UUAUAAACUAGUAAUAAGGAUUUAAAAAGUAGUAACAGAGAAAAGGUUUACAAGAAUGGAGAGAGAAUAAUCAAUCAUAUAGAUCUGCCAGAAAAACUCUCCGGUCAGAUCGGACCCAUAAACAUUUCGCCCUUUUUGGUUUCCUUUUCCCGGAAUCCCGUUUCAAAUUUUUUUUUUUUUAAUCUUAUUAGGGAUUAGAUAUUCGACCGAGUUUUGGGGGGCAUGAACAAUUUUGCUCUUCAUUGAUUUUUUAAUUUAUUGAAUUGGCCAUAUAUUUGUACAUACCAAUUGAUUUGAUCUGGGUGGGAAAUUUUUUGGGGAUGAUUCUUUUAGGGUUUUUGGUGGGAAUGUAAAACAAGGAGGGGAAAAGGGGAAAGAUAGGAUUUUGCUGGCUGGGCCGAUGGCGUCGGCGCAGGUGUUGAAAAAGCAAGGGCAUUUGGAAGCUGGGAAAAAAAAGCUAGAAGAGUUUCGUAAGAAAAAAGCUGCAGAGAAAGCAAAAAAGAUCGCAUCUGAUGGUCCAGUUCAUGCCUCAAACACAGGAUCGCAUGAAAAGCAACUUUCAGAUUCUGAACGUGUCCGGCCUGUUAAUUCUGAUGCCACUGCUACAUCGGCUGCAUUUGAAGCAGCUAUUGCAGAACCAUCUCACACGGAAAACAGAAAAGUUAGUGUGGAACCUGAGAUAUUAAGUGGUAGCAGAUCUAAUUUUCUCAGUGAUGCAAUUGCGGAACGUCCUACCUCUGAAAUAUCAUUGACUCGGUUAUCUAGUGAAGAGGUUAGAGAUGAUGAUGUUUCUCAGUUUGCGAAGCAAUCAAACAUAGAACUUGAUCCUCCACACAAAAAGGAGACUUACAGAGACUUGGACAAUGUCUCUGCUGGUGUUUCUAUAAAUCAAUCCAUUUCUUUUCAGUUGCCGUCUGAGAGCGUUGAUUACACUUCGUGGCAGUAUAGAAAUAAUGGAUCAUAUGGAAACUUUCCAAGUAUUUCAGAUACUCAACAAAGAGAUUUUUCAGUGACGAGUUUUGGUAGUUCGCAUUCUUCCCUUGCAAAUGGUUUUCCAGAGAAUUCUGGCAUUGGUUUCCCCCAUGAAUAUGGCAACCAUACAUCCUUGUCUCAUGAAGGUAGUGCCCCUUUAACCUCCGCAGGAACAGGUGCCAGGAGGUCUCGUCCUUCUUUCCUUGAUUCCAUUAAUAUAUCUAGAGGUCCUUCAGCCUCACCACCAGUAUCUCGGCCUUUGAAUGUUGACCUAUUUGGUUCCAAAGUUCACCCAGAGGACACAUUAGGUUCACAAGUUUCACAGAACUUGAAGUCUUCUUCAGUUGCUUCUGGAAAUGGGCUUGACCUGUACAAACAAGUUAUCGACCGAAACUUGGAGACCAAACAAAAUGAAGAUUUCAAGGAAUUAGAACAGCAUAUUGAAGAUUUAACCCAAGAGAAAUUUUCACUGCAACGAGCUCUUGAAACCUCGCAAACUUUAGCGGAGUCCUUGGCUGCUGAAAAUUCAACCCUGACAGAUAACUAUAACCAUCAGGGAAGCGUUGUUAAUCAGCUAAGAUCUGAUAUGGAGAAGUUGCAACAAGAGAUCAGAGCCAACUUGAUGGAGCUUGAAGCUGUCAGAGCAGAAUAUUCAAAUGCACAAUUGGAAUGUAAUGCAGCUGAUGAGCGUGCCAAGUUACUAGCAUCUGAAGUUAUUGGCUUGGAAGAAAAGGCUCUACGAUUGAGGUCUAAUGAGUUAAAGCUGGAGAGACAACUAGAGGAGUUGCAAGCUGAAAUUUCUUCUUUCAAAAAAAAGAUUUCUGUUCUUGAAAAGGAUCGUCAGGAUCUGCAAUCUACUAUUGAUGCUUUACAAGAAGAGAAGAAAGUAUUGCAUUCUAAACUUCGGAAAGCAUCUGCAAACGGGAAGCUUCCCGAGGUUACCAAGAGUACAACAAUUAAGCAAGAUGUUUCGACUUCGACCGAGGAUCUUGAUGCAAAUGAAAAUUUAAAUACCAACUUGAGCGCAUCUGUUUUCCCUGGAAAUGAUGUCUACAGUCUCCCAGUUCUGCAUGACAACAGAGAGUUCAACCUUCAAGAUGGAUCAUUGGUCAUUCCUUCUGAUCAGCUUAGAGUGAUUGAGAACAUCAACACAUUAAUUUCGGAGUUGGCUUUGGAGAAAGAAGAGUUGGUGCAAGCAUUGUCUGCCGAAUCAUCUCAAAGCUCUAAACUUAAGGAACUGAACAAGGAGUUGACCCGGAAGCUUGAAGUUCAAACCCAAAGAUUAGAGCUUUUGACUGCCCAGAGUAUGGUAAAUGAUGGUGUCCAAGCAAGACUACCUGAUUCUCAUAUUACAAAUGACAACACUCCAUACGCUGAUGAAGGAGAUGAGGUGGUAGAGAGAGUUCUGGGAUGGAUUAUGAAGCUUUUCCCUGGAGGACCAUCAAGGCGGCGAACUAGUAAGCUGCUUUGACCUACAUGGGGUGGUUUCUUUUUCCUCUCCCUAUGGACCUUUCUGGUGGUUUCAUUUGUUCCUCUCCAUACUAAGUUUUGUACAAGAUGGAGGUCGCAGUUGUAUAUUGUGAGUGACCCUUAUAGUCUCAUUCUUUCAAGUUAGAAGAAUAUUGUAUUUUGUUGGCAAUGUCAAGAGAUGCAAUUGUUGUGUGACUCUUGAUGCUGUUAGCAAUAAAAGAUGACAGGCCUACGUUUUUAAUGUCGUGGUGGGUCUAGAGGAUAGGCACCAGGUUCCGUGAUUGUAUUGCCAAAAGGUAAAAUGUAUCAUAUUUCUUGUUAUUACUUCAAAAAGAAAGUUAUAUAGCAAAACAUUGUAUCCUUUUCUUUUCCCUUGAAGUCGCAAAACGGCAGAAAGUGUAUCUCAGAGGCAGUAAUGUUAACGUUUUGUGUUGCGAUGGAAAUGUUUGUAGCUUACCCACCAUUGUAUGAAUGAGAAAGAUUAGUGCAGUAUCAUUUGAAAUGUUACCUUUGCCUCGCAGAAGGAUUUGUAUAAUUCUCAUGUCGUAUUAAGGGCUAAGCCAUGCUUAUCUAUCUUAUGGGGUUGCAUCAGCAAGUUCAUUGGAUCAAUGAGAAUUCCGAAA
Messenger RNA from Oldenlandia corymbosa var. corymbosa, 3065 nucleotides. Lineage: Eukaryota; Viridiplantae; Streptophyta; Magnoliopsida; Gentianales; Rubiaceae. The record is from the annotation of a GenBank genome assembly.